This is a messenger RNA of Lepus europaeus (European hare), 4747 nucleotides long. It is a transcript of the gene NEK10, whose product is annotated as NIMA related kinase 10. The record is from RefSeq and is a predicted model, not a curated record. The transcript has 37 exons. Gene Ontology annotation, biological process: protein phosphorylation. Bases 135 to 3629 code for a protein of 1164 amino acids. Gene Ontology annotation, molecular function: protein serine/threonine kinase activity; ATP binding. Lineage: Eukaryota; Metazoa; Chordata; Mammalia; Lagomorpha; Leporidae.
GCGGGCCGAGGCUGGACGGGAGCCCCGGGGGCGCGGCAGCGAGGAUGAGGAGGACGAUUCGGAGAUCGGUCUGAGGAGGGAGCGUCCCUCCGGCGCGGAAUGCGAUGUUAAUUCUGGGGUGCUGAUGUUCUACAAUGCCUGAUCAAGACAGAAAGGUGAAGACGACCACAGACAAAUCAACUGAUAAACAACAGCAAGGGACCGCCACCAGGGACUAUUCAGAUCUUAAAAGACUUCUGUGCCUUUUGAACGUUCAGUCGAGCAAACAACAGCUUCCAGCCAUUAAUUUCGAUAGUGCCCAAAAUAGCAUGACGAGGUCUGAGCCCACCAUCAAGGUGGGUGGACACAGAGCCCGAGGCCAGUGGCACGAGUCCACAGAAGCUGUUGAACUUGAAAAUUUUAGUAUAAACUACAAGAAUGAGAGAAAUUUCAGCAAACAUCCCCAGCACAAACUCUUUCAGGAGAUCUUCACAGCAUUGGUGAAAAAUAGACUCAUUUGCAGAGAGUGGGUUAACCGAGCCCCGUCAAUUCAUUUUUUGAGAGUGUUAAUCUGUCUGAGGCUACUAAUGAGGGAUCCAUGUUAUCAGGAAAUCCUCCACAGCUUGGGCGGCACGGAGAACCUAGCUCAGUACAUGGAGAUCGCGGCCAACGAGUACCUGGGCUACGGAGAAGAGCAGCACAGCGUGGAUAAGCUGGUCAACAUGACGUAUAUUUUUCAAAAACUUGCUGCUGUCAGAGACCAAAGGGAAUGGGUCACCACCAGCGGAGCCCACAAGACUUUAGUAAAUCUACUUGGUGCCAGAGACACAAAUGUUCUCCUGGGUGCCCUUCUAGCUCUUGCGAGCUUAGCAGAAAGUCCAGAAUGUAGGGAGAAGAUAAGUGAACUCAACAUUGUGGAAAAUCUGUUGAUGAUUCUACAUGAAUAUGACCUGCUUUCUAAAAGGCUGACGGCGGAGUUACUGCGCCUGCUUUGUGCCGAGCCCCAGGUGAAGGAGCAAGUGAAGCUCUACGAGGGCAUCCCCGUCCUCCUGAGUCUGCUCCACUCCGACCACCUGAAGCUGCUCUGGAGCGUCGUCUGGAUCCUGGUGCAGGUCUGUGAGGACCCGGAGACCAGUGUGGAGAUCCGCGUGUGGGGAGGCAUCAAGCAGCUGCUUCACCUUUUACGAGGAGACAGAAAUUUUGUUUCUGAUCGCUCCUCCCUUGGAAGCUUGUCUAGUGCAAAUGCUGCAGGCCGGAUCCAGCAGCUUCAUUUGUCCGAAGAUUUAAGCCCUCGAGAAAUACAAGAAAAUACCUUCUCUCUUCAAGCAGCCUGUUGUGCCGCCCUCACGGAACUGGUGCUCAAUGACACCAAUGCUCACCAGGUGGUCCAGGAAAAUGGUGUAUAUACAAUUGCAACAUUAAUUUUACCAAACAAACAAAAGAAUGGAGCAAAAACUAAUCUAUUACAGUGUUAUGCUUUCCGAGCAUUGAGGUUUCUCUUUAGUAUGGAAAGAAACAGGCCACUCUUCAAAAGACUUUUCCCCACCGACUUGUUUGAGAUCUUCAUUGACAUAGGGCAUUAUGUUCGUGACAUCAGUGCUUAUGGAGAAUUGGUAUCCAAGUUGAAUUCAUUAGUGGAGGACGAAUUGAAGCAAAUUGCUGAAAAUAUUGAAAGCAUUAAUCAGAAUAAAGCUCCUUCGAAAUACAUAGGCAACUAUGCGAUUUUGGAUCAUCUUGGAAGUGGAGCUUUUGGCUGUGUUUACAAGGUCAGAAAACGCAGUGGUCAAAAUCUCUUAGCAAUGAAAGAGAUCAAUUUACAUAACCCAGCAUUUGGAAAGGAUAAAAAAGAUCGUGACAGCAGUGUAAAAAAUAUUGUUUCUGAAUUAACAAUAAUAAAGGAACAGCUGUAUCAUCCCAAUGUUGUUCGUUAUUAUAAAACAUUUCUGGAAAAUGAUAGGCUGUAUAUAGUUAUGGAACUUAUAGAAGGAGUCCCACUUGGAGAGCAUUUCAGUUCUUUGAAGGAAAAACAACACCAUUUUACUGAAGAAAGACUAUGGAAAAUAUUUAUACAGCUCUGCUUAGCUCUUCGGUACUUACACAAGGAGAAGAGGAUUGUCCACAGAGAUCUGACACCAAACAACAUUAUGUUGGGAGAUAAGGACAAAGUGACAGUUACUGACUUUGGCCUGGCAAAGCAAAAGCAAGAAAACAGUAAACUCACAUCGGUUGUUGGAACGAUCCUGUAUUCUUGCCCUGAGGUGCUGAAGAGCGAGCCAUAUGGGGAGAAGGCGGACGUGUGGGCUGCAGGCUGCAUCCUCUACCAGAUGGCCACCCUGGACCCUCCGUUUUACAGCACCAACAUGCUCUCGUUGGCUACAAAAAUCGUGGAAGCAGUCUAUGAACCUGUGCCUGAAGGCAUCUACUCUGAAAAAGUGACGGAUACCAUCGGCAGGUGCCUGACUCCUGACGCAGAAGCCCGUCCAGACAUUGUAGAAGUCGGCUCGAUGGUGUCGGAUGUAAUGAUGAAGUAUUUAGACAACUUAUCUACAUCCCAGCUGGCUCUAGAAAGGAAGCUAGAACGAGAACGGAGGCGCACACAGAGGUGUUUUAUGGAAGCCAACCGAAAUGCCGUCAUGUGUCACCAUGAGCUGGCUCUGCCAUCUCACGAUACCUUUGAGAAGGCAAGCUUGAGUAGCAGCAGCAGCGGAGCAGCCAGCCUGAAAAGCGAACUUUCAGAAAGUGUAGACUUGCCCUCCGAAGGCUUCCACGCCCCCUGUGGUAAGGAUGAAGACAGGGCCUGUGAGGACAUCCUGUCUGAUGAAACCUUCAACCUGGAAACUAUUGAGAAAGAUAUUUAUUCAGAGCUGGACGAUGAGUUGGAUGUCUCAGAUAACUCCAGCAGCUCCAGCUCAAGCCCUUUGAAAGAAUCCACGUUCAACAUUUUAAAGAGAAGUUUUAGUGCUUCAGGAGGAGAAAGACAAUCCCAAACAAGGGACUUCACAAGCACAAUAGGAUCCAGACCAAGACCAGCUUUGCUGCCUCUUGACCUGCUUCUGAAAGUGCCACCCCUCAUGCUCAGGGCCCACGUUAAGGAUCUAGAGGCCGAGCUAGUGACAGGGUGGCAGUCCCACAGCCUCCCUGCUGUGAUUCUCCGCAGCCUCAAAGAUCAUGCAUCUGCAGGCAUCGCUGUAUCCCAGAGGAAAGUGCGACAGAUCAGUGAUCCCAUUCAGCAGAUACUAAUUCAGCUGCACAAAAUCAUCUACAUCACACAGCUUCCUCCAGCUUUGCACCACAAUUUGAAAAGGAGGGUGAUAGAGAGAUUCAAGAAAUCCCUCUUCAGCCAGCAGAGCAACCCUUGUAAUUUAAAAUCUGAAAUUAAAAAGCUGUCCCAGGGAUCUCCAGAACCCAUUGAGCCCAACUUUUUCACAGCAGAUUACCAUUUGUUACGUCAUUCAUCCGAUGGAAAAAGCCUGUCCCCAAAAGACUCCGCAGGUCUACCCACCAGCUUUGAUUUAGAGGAAGGAAUAACAUAUGAAGAGAUGCAGACCGUGAUUGAAGAAGUCCUAGAGGAAAGUGGCUAUUACAAUUUUACAUCUAACAGGUAUCACUCCUAUCCAUGGGGGACCAAGAAUCAUCCCACCAAAAGAUGAAUUGCUGCAUUUGGAAUGGACUUGGUUUUCCCAGUGAAGUUCAAGUUCUGAACUUCAGCCACUACUUGCAAGAUGCUCAAGGACUGGGUGUUGCUAGAAAGAUGUGGGAGAAAAAAAAGACCAAAAUGUAAUGGGACCUUCAGGAUCUCCUCCCAGAACCCUAUGGUCAGGUGUAUGACAGCUGCAGUGCUGGGGGUUCCAUCCCAGAAUACAUUAUAUACAGGAUGUCAGGGCUGUCGAUGUGCUCCUGGGAGAAAAGACUGCAAAAUUCAUCUGUGGGGACAAAAAGCCUCACUCUCACAGAACAUUAAUCUCCAAGAUAAAAAAAAAUCAUAUUUUUUGAAAAAUAUUUUCUACUCAGGAUUGAUAAAAUAGUAUUUAAAGGUAUCUAGUUUUCCUUGUAUAAAAGAAAUUGUUCUAGAUAAAGAAAAUUAUAGAACCCAGAAUGGCAUAUUGGGUGACUCACUGUAUGCAUCAUUUCUUUUUAUCUCAAAAGAAAUUCAAAAUACAUGGUUGAUUUUUUUAAUGCAAGGAUUGGUUCUAUCUUAACCAUUCUGGUGCUGGUGGCCUUGAACCAUGAUACAGUGUAGACAGUAUUUGUAACUUUGCACAGCCUCUGGGAAUAACUGUUAAAUGUUACAUUUAAGUUAGACUAACUGAAUUAUUAAUAUACAAUGUGUAUAUAUGUACAUAUAUGUGGGGGAGAGAGGUUUUGAUUAGACUAAUGCUUUGCUGCUGAUCAAACUUAUGGUGUUUUUAGAGCACUUUAAAGAGUUUAUAGAAUCUAUGAAAGGGAUGCAAUAUUCCUUCCUCCAAGUCCUUUCUUACUAAAAUUACCUACAAUGUUUAUAAAUUUUUAUUGUGAAAAUUAGAAAUGAAACUAAGUUGUGUAAUAAAGUAUAAAAUCAUUCUUUAUUCAUUGAGACACCCCAUAGAAAGAGAAGCAAGAAUGCCAGAGUCCUAUUCCCAGGUAGGGAGAGUUUAUGACCAACGUUUGAUAGAUUCAUUUUGGGCUAAAAUUCUUCAGUCGACUUUUAUAACUCUGUAAUGGCUCUUAUUGCCAAAUCAGACUGCAUUUCUGACUACUUAAAGAACAAUUAAUUUGCAUUAAAUGAGUG